AUGCGGUUGCCUUCGUUAGAAUUCUCCGGUGGGGAUUUCCUCGGUAAAGCCUCCCAUGAUAUUAACUUCUCAGCGUCUGUAUCGGCGGGAUAUGCUAUAUCUGAAAACAGUCGCUUUGAGAACGUCGUACAACUGUUAUUCCCACAUACCGUACAGCUCCGUACCACACACAGGCUUUCCGCAGAUGUGCAUCGUAUUUAUCAGCUGGAUCUGUCCAAUGGAUAUCAACUUGUCGUCAAAUUUUCUCCGCCGCCAGCCUUACCGCUGCUACGAAGAGAACAACUCUCGCUAGAAACGGAAGCGCAUGCUCUCACAAUACUGGCACAACUUGGCCAUCCAUGCAUACCUAGACUCUUUCGCUAUAUGCCUUGUGAUCCCUCGUCCAGUGCCUCUUUCCUUGUGAGGCAGUACAUCAAUGGCACCCUUUUACCUGAAAUGCGGAGCCAGCUGUCCCCAGGAGACUGCCGGAACCUCGAUAGACAUCUGGGAUCGCUGGUACGGGCCAUCAGCCAACAGGUAUCGACAUCCUUUGGCUCCCUAGGCCAGGCCGCCGCAGGAACAGGAAGCUCUUCCUGGCGGGAAUCAUUCAUAUCACUCUUUGAGGAAGUGCUCCGGGACGCAGAGGACAUGAUGAUCCAUCUCCCGUACGAUCAAAUCCGGAGAGAAAUUUCCCGACUAGGUCCGGCUCUUGAUGAGAUCACAGUCCCCAGGUUAGUGGUUGUCAAUUUCGGCCGUCCAUCAGACGUGCUCCUAGAUCCCAACUUGAAACAACUAUCUGGGAUAUUGGACCUUGGAAGCGCUAUAUGGGGCGACGUCCUGAUGGCCGAGAUGUUUGAGGCUCCCUCGGAUGCCUUUCUUGCCGGGUUUGGGCCGAUUCCCUCGAGCGGGAGGUAUCAAUCUAUGCGUUCAAUGCUGUAA
Talaromyces atroroseus is the source of this 918-nucleotide messenger RNA. RefSeq lists its product as hypothetical. NCBI's taxonomy places the organism in Eukaryota, Fungi, Ascomycota, Eurotiomycetes, Eurotiales, Trichocomaceae. The record is from RefSeq and is a predicted model, not a curated record. Bases 1 to 918 code for a protein of 305 amino acids. The transcript has a single exon.